AUGAAUAGGAAACAACACAUUGAUGCAAUUAUUGAAAAACAGUCGGAGGAAGAGAAAAGGGAUAAUAGGAAAAGGUUGAGGGCAUCGAUUAACUGUGUUCGAUUUCUUUUACGGCAGGGGCUUGCAUUUCGUGAACAUGAUGAAACUGAAGCUUCUCUCAACAGAGGAAACUUUAUAGAGCUCUUAAAAUGGUUGGCAGAUAAUAAUGAAGAAAUUAAAGCCGUUGUACUAGAGAAUGCUCCAGGGAACCAAAAGUUAAUAGCAUCAGAUAUUCAAAAAGAUAUAACUAAGUGCUUCUCUUCUGAAAUAUUAAGUGAAAUUAUUAAAGAACUCGGGGAUGGACCAUUUACUCUCCUCUUAGAUGAAUCUAAAGAUAUAUCAUCAAAAGAACAGCUGGCUAUUGUUUUGAGAUAUGUGCACAAAGGUCAUGUAAUUGAGCGUUUCGUAGGAAUCGAACACGUCACUAGUACAACUGCCAAUUCACUUAAAGCAACAGUGGAUGAUUUCUUUUCUCGACAUGGAUUGAGCAUUUCCAGAUUACGAGGGCAAGGUUAUGACGUGGCAAGCAAUAUGCGAGGUGAGUAUAAUGGUCUAAAGGCACUGAUUUUGAAAGAUAAUUACUGCGCGUAUUUUGUCCACUGCUUUGAUCAUCAACUGCAGCUAGCUGUUGUGGUUGUGGCAAAAAAACAUACAUAUGUAGAAGAACUUUAUGUCGUAAUAGGAUCAGCCAAACGUCAAGAUAUGCUUCGUGAGAAGCAAGCUGAGGCGGUCUUUAAGGCACUAUGUAGUGGUGAGAUAUUAACUGGGCGAGGCCUUAAUCAAGAAAGUACUCUUAAACGAGCUGGUGACACGCGUUGGGGUUCGCAUCACAAUACGAUAGUAAGCCUGAUUAAUAUAUUCUCAUCUGUUAUAACACUUUUGGAAGAUUUAGCAGUGGAUUCUGAUAAGAAAUUUGAAGCUAAGGUUCUCCUAGAUUCUUUGCAAAAUUUCAAUUUUAUUUUCAGCUUGCACUUGAUGAAAAAGAUUCUGGGAAUUACAAAUGAUCUGUCAAAGGCAUUGCAGAGAAAAGAUCAAGAUAUUGUCAAUGCCAUGAAAUUAGUUACAGUAUGCAGGGAACGACUCCAGAUAAUGAGAGAUAAGGAAUGGGAUUCAUUGUUGUCAGAAGUAUCCUCUUUUUGUGCAAGGCACCGCAUCAAAGUUCCUGAUAUGAAUGAUGUGUUCCAACGGGAGGGUCGACCAAGGCGUAAUACUCAAGAGGUAAAUAAUUUGUAUCAUUAUCAAGUUGAGUAUUUAUACACAGUCAUAGAUAUGCAACUUCAAGAACUAAACAAUCGCUUCACCGAUACGAACACUGAAUUACUUCUUUCGGUGGCAUGCUUAAGUCCAAGAGACUCAUUCUCUGGAUUUGACAAAGAUAAACUGAUUCAUUUUUCUCGGUUUUACCCAAGAGAUUUUUCUCCUACUCAACUUGUGUUACUAGAAGAUCAACUACUAAAUUACAUUGCGGAUGUAAGGUCCAGCAAUGACUUUUCAGAAUUGAAUGGAAUUACUGAUCUCGCAAUCAAAAUGGUAGAUACUAAAAAGGAUGAAGUGUACCCUUUGGUUUACUUACUUCUCACAUUAGCAUUAAUUCUACCAGUUGCUACUGCCACCGUAGAAAGGGUAUUUUCUGAUAUGAAAAUUGUAAAGAAUCGCUUGCGUAAUCGAUUGGGGGACGAAUGGAUGAAUGACAUUUUGAUUUGCUACAUUGAGAGACACUUAUUCGAUCUGAUCGGAGAUGAUAUUGUCAUGAAAAGGUUUCAGAAUAUGUGCAGUCGUCGCGGGCAGACAUAG
This is a messenger RNA of Papaver somniferum (opium poppy), 1833 nucleotides long. Its product is annotated as zinc finger MYM-type protein 1-like. The record is from RefSeq and is a predicted model, not a curated record. Lineage: Eukaryota; Viridiplantae; Streptophyta; Magnoliopsida; Ranunculales; Papaveraceae. Gene Ontology annotation, molecular function: protein dimerization activity. The coding region runs from base 1 to 1833 and encodes 610 amino acids. The transcript has a single exon.